This is a messenger RNA of Cydia splendana, 1564 nucleotides long. RefSeq names its product kelch domain-containing protein 4. The record is from RefSeq and is a predicted model, not a curated record. Gene Ontology annotation, molecular function: protein binding. Bases 58 to 1542 code for a protein of 494 amino acids. NCBI's taxonomy places the organism in Eukaryota, Metazoa, Arthropoda, Insecta, Lepidoptera, Tortricidae. The transcript has 9 exons.
AAUUGGGCUUUGCUUUAAUUUUGACACUGCUGUAAUUAAUAUUUAACAGCUAAAAUAAUGGGUAAAAAGAAAAAUAAGAAUAAGAUAAGUGGUGCUGUUAAAACAGCAGCUAAAACAGAUAAAAAAUUGGCUAACAAACUUAAAAAAGAACUUGCGAGCUUGGGAGAGGAAGACAUAGCUCAAGUUGUUGCCCAGAUUGAACGAGAGGAAGCAAAGCGAUCAGCUGCUAAAGAAAAGAACUUACCCGGGCCUCCUUCGCCCAGAGCUUACGCUAGUGUGACUCCACAUCCCAUAAACAAUGAGCUUAUUAUUUUUGGAGGAGAAUAUCAUGAUGGUCAAAAGACAUAUGUGUACAAUGAGCUGAUUUUCUUCAAUCCUUCAAGUAACACGUGGCGCCGUGUUAAGGCGCCAGGGGCUCCGCCACCACGCAGCGGCCACCAGGCGGUUGCCACUCCAGCUAAUAAAGGCGAACUAUGGGUAUUUGGCGGCGAAUUCACAAGCUUGUCUGAGACACAAUUUUACCAUUAUAAGGAUCUGUGGUGCUACUCCUUCGCCGAGAACAAAUGGGAAAAGGUAGCAGCGUCGAACGGUCCUUCGGCGCGGUCGGGGCACCGCAUGGUGCAGCUGGGGCGGCGGCUCGUGGUGUUCGGCGGGUACACGGACGAUGGCCGCGAGUGCCGCUACUUCGACGACGUGUACAGCUUCUGCCUCGACACGCGCGCCUGGACCAAGCUGGCGCCCAGCGGCCGCGGGCCCUCGCCGCGCUCCGCGUGCGUCAUGGUGCCGGCCGGCAACGAUGAGCUGAUAGUGUACGGCGGGUUUUCGCGGGCGCGCGAGGGCCGCACGGAGCGGGCGUUGACGCACGCGGACCUGUUCCGGCUGACGGCGCGGUCGGACGGUGGCAGGGCGUGGCGCGCGCUGGCCGGCGGGCCGCUCGCGCCGCCGCCGCGCGCCCAGCUCGCCGCCGCCGUCAACACACACUCCUCGAAAGCAUACGUUUUUGGUGGAGUCACAGAUGUAGAAGAGACAGAAGAAGAAUUAGUAGGUGAAAUGAGCGAUGAUCUCCGAAUGCUCGACCUGGAGGCGGGCAAGUGGCACAGCGUGACACUGCGCAGCCAGCAGCCGGCGCCGGCACUGCGCGGGCCGGCCGCGCCACCCGCUGACGCUGACUCUGCACCGGACGCUGUCACAGUGGUAACUGACGAGGUAUUCACAAUGAAGCUGGGCGGCGCCGCGCCGGCCGCCUCCGCGGCCCCGGACGCCGACGCGCCGGCACGCGCGCGCGCCGCGCCCGGCCCGUGCCCGCGCAUGUCAGCCAUGAUGGCGGUGCAGCGAUCUGUUCUCUACGUCUAUGGUGGAAUCCUAGAAAAAGAUGAAAAACAAUUCUACCUGUCUGAUUUGUAUAGUUUAGACCUGCACAAGCUCAGCGAGUGGAAGACGCUCGCGGCGCAACCGCCGCUACCCGAUUGGCUCGGCUCCGACUCUGAGUCCGACUCCGGCAGCGACUCCGACCAAGACGGUUCCUCCACUGAAUCUGAUUAAGAUUAAUAUUAAGCCAUACAAU